This is a messenger RNA of Nelumbo nucifera (sacred lotus), 813 nucleotides long. Its product is annotated as bidirectional sugar transporter SWEET14-like. Gene Ontology annotation, cellular component: membrane. The record is from RefSeq and is a predicted model, not a curated record. Gene Ontology annotation, biological process: carbohydrate transport. Gene Ontology annotation, molecular function: sugar transmembrane transporter activity. Lineage: Eukaryota; Viridiplantae; Streptophyta; Magnoliopsida; Proteales; Nelumbonaceae.
AUGGUAAUUCAUAUAACCAUUCAUACCUUGGCUUUUGCCUUUGGCCUUCUAGGUAAUAUUGUAUCAUUCAUGGUGUACCUGGCUCCAGUGCCCACCUUUUAUAGGAUUUAUAAGAAGAAAUCCACAGAAGGAUUUCAAUCAAUACCAUAUGUGGUAGCAUUACUGAGUGCCAUGUUAUGGAUAUACUAUGCGAUGCUCAAGAACGAAGGAGCUAUGCUUGAAACCAUUAAUGGCAUUGGAUGCAGCAUAGAAGCCAUAUACAUAACCAUCUACCUGGUUUAUGCACCCAAGGAGGCAAGGGUCUUUACAUUGAAGCUGCUACUACUUUUGAAUGUUGGAGCCUAUGGACUGAUCUUACUGUUAACCUUCCUACUUACCAAUGGUUCAAGGCAAGUUAUGGUUGUGGGAUGGAUCUGUGCUGGCUUCUCCAUCAGUGUAUUUGCUUCUCCUCUUAGCAUCAUGAGGCAGGUGAUCAGAACAAAAAGUGUAGAGUUCAUGCCCUUCUUAUUGUCCUUCUUCCUCACCCUCUGUGCAGUCUUGUGGUUCUGCUAUGGUUUGUUGAAGAACGAUUUAUAUAUAGCAAUACCAAAUGUGUUAGGAUUUGCAUUUGGAAUCACUCAAAUGAUCCUCUACAUGGUCUACAAGGACACAAAAAAGGACUUCAAAUGUGAAGUGAAGCUGCCUCAGUUGAACCCCAACAUCAAUUCCAUCACCACAGAAGAACUGAAGGCACAACCAAGAGGCGAUCAACCACAGUACAAUGAAGCGAACCGCCAGAUGGGCAAUGCCGCACCGGCCGAAUUCAAUGUGUAG